CAAAACAAAUCCUGUAGCGUGCACGUGCGUAAUGCUGCUAAUAAUCCAUCAAAAAUGUCGUUAAACAGUGGUCCGGUUGCCCAAACUCGCUCUCCCAUGGACACCAGUGCUCUGUUCCGUAAGCUCACCUGUGGUGUCAAGUUUUCAUCGAAAAACAAUUCGGUGCUCAAGAGAAAGAUUCCGGCUGCAAAGCAGCCCGAGCAACCCACCCUAAUAAAGCUAGAGAUCAAACAAGAGGACGAAUCGACCGACGAGGAUGAUGAUGCAGGCGAGCGGAGGGCAGAGAAAGAUCCGACCUUCCCGCACAGCCCUCUGGUGCUAAGUGAGGAAGAAAUCAAGGAUGAAAUCAAGUCCGAAGAUGAACCCGAGCAAAAGCGCAUAAGAGCAAUGUCUCCGGAGAAGCUGAAACGUUACCAGCAGUAUCAGAUUACCAAGCUGCGCAAAGUUCAUCAGAUUAGACUGAAAAAAUGCACCGUCCCGGUGCCGGAUCCUAUCGAGAGCUUCCAGCAGCUGACACGCACCGAAGGCUAUAAUGUUUCGAAUCAGCUGCUAAAAAACAUUACAGAAUGUGGAUAUAAAGUGCCAACGGCAGUGCAAAUGCAGGCUAUUCCAGUGCUGCUGGAGGGUUACGCAUUGAAUGCUUGCGCUCCUACGGGGUCGGGUAAAACGGCCGCCUUUCUCGUCCCCAUUAUACAUCAUUUGAAGAAACCGAGGAAGUGUGGCUUUCGAGCGCUGAUUGUUUGUCCCACGCGGGAGCUGGCCAAGCAGACCCAGCGGGAAGCGCUGAGGCUUUGCGAGGACAUAAACCUGCGGACGCACGUUAUAACGAAAGUGGACGAAACGAGCACUGAUUACGGGUUGGAGAGUAAGAAGCAUUAUGAUAUUUUGGUGACGACACCGAAUCGGGUUUGCUUCCUGGCGAAUCACAAUCCACCGCUGAUUGAUUUGAGUAACAUCCAGUACGUUGUGGUGGAUGAGGCCGAUAAGCUGUUUGAGGAAUCGAAGAACAGCUUCCGGGAGCAGCUGAAUACUAUCAUGCAGGCUUGUACGAACCCGUGUAAAGUGAUUGCCUUCUUCAGUGCCACUUCGACGCGUGAGGUUUCGGACUGGGCCGGUGCUAACAUGCCCAAUCGGGUUCGGUUUUCGAUUGGUACGGCAAACACGGCGGUUGACUCGGUCGAGCAGGAGUUGCUUUUUGUGGGCAAUGAAAGCGGCAAGUUGCUAGCGUUUCGGGAAAUGGUACACCAGGGACUGAAUCCGCCGGUGCUGGUUUUUGUGCAGAGCAAGGAUCGUGCGCAGCAGCUGUUUACGGAAUUGAUUUACGAUGGGCUGAAUGUGGACGUUAUUCAUGCAGAUAGGAGCCAGAAGGAGCGGGAUAAUGUGGUACGGUCGUUCCGGGAGGGUAAGAUUUGGAUUCUCAUCUGUACGGAACUGAUGAGUCGAGGUAUAGAUUUCAAGGGGGUGAAUGUGGUGGUGAACUUCGAUUUUCCCCCUUCCACUAUUAGCUACGUGCAUAGAGUAGGGCGGACAGGACGCGCCGGACGGCGUGGAAAAGCGAUUACUUACUUUACGAAGGAUGACACCACCAACCUCCGAAGCAUUGCCCAGUUGGUAAAGAAGGCAGGCGGAAACGUUCCAGAGUACAUGCUGAAGCUGAGAAAAAGAUCUCGAAAGGAGAAGCGGAAGCUGGAACAAAAGGCCCCAAAGCGGGCGGCCAUUCGGACGCUACCUGCUUUUGAGAUGCAAGAACGUGCGAAGAAGAAAAAAAUUAUUGCCCGAUCCAAGGCGAAGAAACUCGAAGGGGACAAAAGAAAAGGACACAAGAACCAUCGCGCCGAGGAAACGAAGAUAUAGUUGAUUAAUUUUCGGUAAGAUAAUAAAACUUACAUUGAUUAUA
Wyeomyia smithii (pitcher-plant mosquito) is the source of this 1897-nucleotide messenger RNA. It is a transcript of the gene ais, whose product is annotated as DEAD box protein 52 homolog. NCBI's taxonomy places the organism in Eukaryota, Metazoa, Arthropoda, Insecta, Diptera, Culicidae. The transcript has 2 exons. The record is from RefSeq and is a predicted model, not a curated record. Bases 55 to 1854 code for a protein of 599 amino acids. Gene Ontology annotation, molecular function: nucleic acid binding; ATP binding; RNA helicase activity. Gene Ontology annotation, biological process: maturation of SSU-rRNA.